AUGCCAGGUCGCCGGCGUGUACAGUCAGCUACUGCCAUGCCUGCUGCUGUCCAAUCCCCGCCAUUCCCAUCCCUGCUGUUCCCAUCCCCACUGUUCCCAUCCUUGCUGUUCCCAUCCCCACUGUUCCCAUCCCCACUGCUAUAUCAGGAUAAUGCUUCAAUCCACACUGACCCCAGUCGUGCUCAACCUAUGGCUGAUGAAGGGGAAAUCUUCAAUCUUGACAAUAUCUCUGAUGACAAUGAAGAGGAAGAGGAUCACCCACCUGCGCCUAGAGUUAUGGCUCCCACAGUCCCUAGCCCGCUUCAGACAGUCAUUAACAGCCCAUAUCCCACACAAACUGAUCUCUUGGCUACCAGUGGUCUCACAAGAAAGGCUAAAGGUGCUGAUGAUGUUCAUUUCUUUUACAGACUGCAUCCAACUACUGGGCGUAAUGUUUGCAUACUUUGUGAACGACUAUAUGAACUUGACACAACAUACAAGGUCACGUCGUAUAGCAGUACCACAAGCAAUACAGGUCCUCAUUUUCACGUAUAUAGCCAUCAUACCAUCCUUUACUUGGAGGAGGCAGGGCACCAUGAUUGGCCCAUACAGAUCAAGCCUCUAAAUGCUCUUCUUGAGCAAGGAUGGAUGGUCACGACGAUACGUGAAAGGCUCAGGGAUCCAUCUUGCACAAUGGAUUCACUCGGAGACGUCCCUAAUUGUGAUGACAUACUGCUUGGAACCAGGCAGUCAGGUUCUCUGAAGGAUGAGAUACCCAACUUCACUGUUGACGAGAUGCAUCAACAGCUUGCAAUCAAUGUCAUGGAAUGUCCCAAAUUUCGACAUUUGAUUCGUCUUCUGCGACCUGAGUUAAAUGAUAGCGACAUCUGCCAUUGCACAAAAUUUCGGGAGUUUAUCCUUGAGGCUUUUAACGAGUACUUUGAGGUCCUGAAAAGGGACCUUGCGAUGGCGCAGGGAAAGAUCUCAUUUAUGUCUGAUCUAUGGUUGGACUCUAACCUCCCCCAUUCAUGGCCAUCACCACCCACUGGAUUGCCAAAGAUGAGCAAAGUUCUGUGCUUAUUUUGA
Molecule: messenger RNA, 1065 nt
Organism: Suillus paluster
Lineage: Eukaryota; Fungi; Basidiomycota; Agaricomycetes; Boletales; Suillaceae
Exons: 5
Coding region: 1-1065 (354 amino acids)
Source: RefSeq, a predicted model, not a curated record